Messenger RNA from Dermacentor andersoni, 1235 nucleotides. RefSeq lists its product as uncharacterized. The record is from RefSeq and is a predicted model, not a curated record. Lineage: Eukaryota; Metazoa; Arthropoda; Arachnida; Ixodida; Ixodidae.
CGAUAAACGUGGGCAGCUGCCUGAAUAUAAAGCACAGCGUUCUCCGCCUCCUUAGCGAAGAGUUGCGGUCAAGCAACGAGCCACUGCGCACCAUGAAAGCCAUCCUUCGUCUUCUGGCUGCUGUACUUCUCGCGGGAGCUGUAUCUGCUGCUGCGGAGACAAAAAAGAAAAACGACAAGAAGGAUGACGGCAAAAUAGAGGGCCGUGGACUGCUUCAUCCCGGCGCUGGCGCAGUAGUCUUUCCUGGCUUCCCUGGAGUCUGUCCACCGUGCCCUUGCGGCUACGGCGGUGCUGUUGGUGGUAUAGGAGGUGGCUAUGGAGGCGGCUAUGGCGCAGGAGCCGGUGGAGUAGGAGGUGGCUAUGGAGCUGGCUAUGGCGCAGGAGCCGGCGGAGUAGGAGGUGGCUACCGCGGAGCUGCCGGUGGAGUAGCCGGCGGCUACGGCGGAGCCGGUGGUGGAGCUGCGGGUGGAGCUGCGGGUGGAGCUGCGGGUGGAGUAGGAGGCGGCUACGGUGGAGCUGGCGGUGGAGCAGCCGCUGGAGCAGCCGGUGGAGCAGCCGGUGGAGCAGCAGGCGGCUACGGCGGAGCUGCCGGGGGUGCUGCCGGUGGUGCUGCCGGCGGAGUAGCGGCCGGCGGAGCAGCAGGUGGCUACGCAGCCGGUGGAGCUGCCGGUGGAGUGGGUGGCGGCCGCGGUGUGGCCGGGGGUGCUGGAGGCGCCGGUCUCGUUGGUGGAGCGGCGGCCGCCUCUGGGUUCAAGGGUGGUGCCGGAUUCAAGGGUGGUGCCGCAGGCCAGCAGGCUGGCCAGGGCAGCUUCGCCUAUAACGUCGGAGGGUCGGACAAGAUGGAGUACGGCCACAGCAGCUCUUAUGGUGACUCCAAGAGCUUCGGCAUGAGCUCCAGUGAAGGCUUUAACAGGGCCCAGGGACAAGGUAGCCAAGGAGGCGCCUUUAAAUCGCACGCUGCGGGAGCUGGCGGAGCGGCGGCAAGUGCCGGCGCCAAGGUUGUCGGCUAAGACUACAUCAUUUGCAGUUGCGCAUAGGACUGAAAAUCCAAGGCGUCCUAAGGCUUGUACCGGUGAACCAGGGCCAUCCUACAUUUACCUCUACAGCCAACUUCCUUCAACACUGUACAGAGCAUAUUCAUCAACUAUAAUGUAAAAAGACGUCAAAUUCCACUUAAGUGUAAUAAUUACGUGCUACCUGUUUCCAAUGAAAUAAAAUACAGUAAUGAAACAUUU